Drosophila hydei is the source of this 1173-nucleotide messenger RNA. RefSeq names its product peroxisomal (S)-2-hydroxy-acid oxidase GLO5-like. The record is from RefSeq and is a predicted model, not a curated record. NCBI's taxonomy places the organism in Eukaryota, Metazoa, Arthropoda, Insecta, Diptera, Drosophilidae. The transcript has 3 exons. The coding region runs from base 76 to 1173 and encodes 365 amino acids. Gene Ontology annotation, molecular function: oxidoreductase activity; FMN binding.
GUGUCUUCAUAUAAAAAUAAUAAUAAUUAGAAUAAUAACAGUUCAGUAGACCCAAGUACUUGCAUCUACAUUCAAAUGUCAUUUAUUUCUGUAGCCGACUUUGAGAAACAGGCAAUUGUGAAGCUUGAGCUCAAUGCUCUCGACUAUUACAAAAGUGGAGCUGGCGAGGAAUUGACGCUUGGCUAUAAUCGCGAGGCCUUUAAGCGGUUGCGCCUACGUCCACGCUGCCUGCGUAACAUUGCAGAGCUGAAUACGAGUUGCUCCAUUUGGGGACAACACUUGAAAUGGCCUCUAGGCAUUGCGCCGGUUGCCAUGCAAAAGAUGGCGCAUCUGGACGGCGAGAAAGGCAGUGCACGAGCUGCCGGCAAGGCUGGCUGCGUAUUCAUUCUGAGCACUCUCUCAACCACUUCGCUGGAGGAUCUGGCUGCCGCGGCACCGGAUACCUGCAAAUGGUUUCAGCUAUACAUCUACAAAGAUCGGGCACUCACCGAGAGCCUGGUGCGUCGUGCGGAGCAGGCUGACUUCAAGGCGCUUGUCGUGACUGUGGAUGCUCCGGUCUUUGCCCAACGUCGGGCUGAUGUGCGCAAUAAGUUCAGUUUGCCAGCGCACCUGAGUCUGGCCAACUUCCAGGGUGCGCAGUGCAACGUGGUGUCAGCUGCGGGUGACUCAGGCCUGAGCGAGUAUGUGGCCAGUCAGUUUGACUCCACCGUCACCUGGCAGGACAUCAAGUGGCUGAAGCAGCUCACGCAACUGCCGAUUGUCGUCAAGGGCAUACUUACCGCCGAGGAUGCCGAGCUGGCGCGUGAGUUCGGUUGUGCCGGUGUCAUUGUCUCCAAUCAUGGCGGACGCCAACUGGACUCGACGCCAGCUACCAUUGAGGCACUGCCCGAGAUUGUCAGAGCCGUGGGCCCUGAUCUGGUUGUCAUGCUGGAUGGCGGCAUUACGGAGGGCAAUGAUAUAUUCAAAGCUCUGGCCCUGGGCGCCCAAAUGGUGUUCAUAGGUCGUCCUGUCAUCUGGGCCCUAGCCUGCGACGGCCAACGUGGCGUCGAGCAUCUAUUGAAAUUGCUCAGGAAUGACUUUGACAUCACAAUGGCCUUGACUGGCUGCCGCAGUCUCGCGCAUAUACAAACCUCAAUGGUGGUGCCCGAAUCCACUUACUGGACAUUUAAAUAA